Molecule: messenger RNA, 378 nt
Organism: Penicillium samsonianum
Lineage: Eukaryota; Fungi; Ascomycota; Eurotiomycetes; Eurotiales; Aspergillaceae
Exons: 3
Coding region: 1-378 (125 amino acids)
Source: RefSeq, a predicted model, not a curated record
AUGCCGCAGCAUAACAGAUUCAUUCCAUCGUUCAUUCAGAUUCCCAAGGAUAUCUUCCGCGUGAACUCGGCGUCUUCAUCCCGUUCCGGGCUUGACCAGGUCCUAGGCGACCACACGGCGUGUUCGACCUCCUUACAACUGGAGGGAAAGUACAACCGAAGGCUCUCGACCCAGUUUCUUACGAAUCAGAAUCUCGUUCGCACUGUCAAACCCUGGGGUGGUGCCACUAUUUACGUAUAUGCUAUUAUGGCUGGAAUCGUUCUCCCUAACGAUCUUAUUCUUGUCCACGAAUUUCGCGACCAUUACUCACUACAGGCCCGGAAAGAGAUGACAGUAGAAGGUACAAGGACGAGUGGUUACAGCGAUACCCUCAGGUGA